Molecule: messenger RNA, 2279 nt
Organism: Aquila chrysaetos chrysaetos
Lineage: Eukaryota; Metazoa; Chordata; Aves; Accipitriformes; Accipitridae
Gene: RP9
Product: RP9 pre-mRNA splicing factor
Exons: 6
Coding region: 44-799 (251 amino acids)
Biological process (GO): RNA splicing
Source: RefSeq, a predicted model, not a curated record
CACCGCUGCCUCGCCGUCCGCCGCGGCUCUGGCCGCCGCCCCGAUGUCCCACAGCGCGCGAAGGGGACAGCAGGAGGAGGAGGAGGAGGAGGAGGAGGAGGGGGCGGAGGAGGGAGCGGCGAGGGGCAGCCAGGCGCGGCCCAAGAGCCAUCUGGAGCCGGCGGCGAGCGGUGGCAGGACCCAGGACCGGCAUGAGAGGAAACGGAAGAGGCAGGAGGCGCAGCAGCUCCAAAAACUCCAGCACCUGGAGUCCUUCUAUGAGAAACCUCCCCCAGGGCUAAUUAAGGAGAAUGAAAUAAAACCAGAAGACUGUAUACCUGAUGUACCAGGCAAUGAAAGUGCACGAGAAUUCCUGGCACAUGCCCCAACAAAAGGGCUUUGGAUGCCUUUGGGAAAAGAAGUCAAAGUCAUGCAGUGUUGGAGGUGUAAACGUUAUGGACACAGAACAGGAGAUAAAGAAUGCCCAUUCUUUAUUAAAGGCAAUCAGAAAUUGGAACAAUUUAGAGUAGCACAUGAAGAUCCAAUGUAUGAUAUAAUAAGGGAAAAUAAACGUCAUGAGAAAGAAAUGAGGAUACAGCAACUGAAGCAGCUCCUGGAGGACUCUACCUCAGAAGAUGAUGAUGAUAGCAGUGAUGACAGUGAUGAGGAUGAAGGUGGCAGCAGCUCCACUUCCUCAGAAUGUAGAGAUAAACACAAGAAAAAAAAGAGAAAGAAGGAAAAGAAAAAAAAAGAAAAGAAGAAGAAGAAAAAGAGAAAGCGUAAAUCAUCUAAAUCUAAUGAGAAGUCAGAAUCUGACUGACAGCAGUCAGCUGCUGCAUGUUCCUUGAUGCCUACUUGCGAACUGCAAGGAAAGAUCCAAAGAAUGAGGAAGAAACCACCAGAAAGGGCUUUAUUAAAAACUCAGAACAUACAGAUGGUUACACACAGCAUCCUACACUGGAUGUCCCUCUUCUGCCCCUCUGCAGUGCUGCAGCCAGAAAGAAGAGAGCUGCAUUGAACAAUACUCACUCAACCAUAUCUUUAUGCUGUAAAACCUGUGCUAAGGGUCUUGGUCAAAUCGGGCCUCUGCAUUGCUGCCUCUGAGUAUGAGCAGGAAGCAGUGACUAUCAAGGUAUUGCCAACAAAUCUGCAGAAUUAGUAGACUGUCUAUUGAAGUGUCUUUUCUCCAUGAAGUUAUUUUAUUAUAUACAAAGCCUCAUUGUAAUGGGACUGCAGUUUACACCAUGCAGAGCACUGAGAGUUCACUUACAGUGCUUUUAUUAUAAGCAGGUUGUACUGUAUUUUUUGUUCUCUGCAUACUGCCUAUGUGCUGAAGUUCAGUGUACUUAUCCUGUACUGGCAGCUAGGGAAAUAAAGAGCACUGUUGAAGGGGGAAAGAGUUAAUCAAGGGGAUUUACUUUAAGACAAAAUUGCAGUGUCAGCAAGACUUGGGUUUUUUUGUGUAGUAAAAUCUCAACAUCAUCACCAUUAAUGCGCACAGUUCUGUAACACCAAACCAUAGGAGUGGGAGCCAACUGUAACGAUGUUAGAUGUUCAACUUUACUGUAAAGAGGUAGUGGUUUUAGUUAUUUAAAAGGGGGUUUUCAUGUUAGAAAUGGAAAAAGAUUAAUUUCUACAUAUACUUCAGUAUCAGUUGUUUUGAUACAUUGGAGUUUUUUUUUUCUUUCAAAAAGGCUUGGGGAAAUAAAUUCCAACUUAUUUUUUAUGUUUACUAGAUUCUAUGUAAUAAUAUUUCAUGAACCAUCCCACAAGAAUGUAAAUGUGUAAGGCUUUCAAAAUAGUUUUCAACUAUAUGCGCAUAAGCCACAAAACAGUAGUAAAGAACUUGUAAGCAGGAAGAAGGGAAAGUUUUGUGUACUUAAUUGACCUUGUGGACUGACCAUACUUUUCUUUUAAAUAAUCUUGCAGACUCGACUAGAAAGAUUGAGGUAGCUAUAAACUGCAUUAGAGUAAACAUCUCUUUUUGAAACCUCAAGGUACAGUGGUACAAAGCUGUGAUUCGAGGACCUAGAUGAUACAUACUGGUACUUUGCAAAAGGAGAAAGAAAAAUAGGUCUGCUUUGAAAGGAGUAGGAAGGACUUAUAUAGAACUUAGUCUCUGUGUUUAUGCUUAUAUUGGAAAAAAAAAAGCAUGAUAGAGCUUUAACAUUAGUAGAGUGAACAUUAACAGUGAAAUCAAGGAACCAUAGAAUAAAAUGCAUUUAUUUUUUUUUCUCCUGAGAGCUUUGGAAAAAGAGGACAGGGGAAAGUAUACAUUAAAAUGUGUUUUCUCCCUCCUA